AACCAAAACGAGUAAGCGGGUGUGCUGGGCUGUGGCCCCAAGAGGAGGCACAAACAAAACAGAAGGGAGGAAAACAGUUUCAAGCCUAAAAUAAGGACACCAAAGCGUGACCUACAUGAUGAGGUAGAAUUCGUCACCCCUGUGUGCUAGGCUGUUUCCUCCCCGCUUCAGUGCACUGAACCAUGGCUGCUAGGAGUGUCCAUGUCCCCCUGCUGCUGCUGAUGCUCUCCCUGUGGGCCCCGCAGACAUCAUCUGAGAGCUCAGGUCCGUCUGCGUCUCCCCCACCAGAGGGUCAGCUACUGUGCCUGUGCGACGGUUCCAAGUGCCUGCAGGAGCAGUGCCGCGGCACGCGCUGCUUCUCGUCGGUACGCGUGGGCAGCGGCGGCGUGGUGUUUGAGCGCGGCUGCCUGGAGGGUCCCAAGAAGACGCGGUUGCACUGUUCCACGCCGCCCUCCUCCCACCAGGCCAUCCACUGCUGCUCGCGCCACCUGUGCAACGCCAACACCACCAGGAGUGCCGUUAUGGCCAUGCUCCCUUCAGCUCCGCGGGGCGAGCCGGUUGGCUACGGCGCCGGCACGCUGGCUCUCCUGGCGCUGGGCCCGGUAUUGGCCCUGGCGCUGCUGUCGGUGGCGUCGGCGCUGCUCUGCAGGAGGCUCCACCGGGGAUACCUUCACAGGCUGCAGGAGUUUGACACUGAGCACGGGGCCGUAGACGGACUCAUCACCUCCAACGCGGGGGACGGCACUUUAGCCGAUCUGCUGGACCACUCGUGCACAUCGGGAAGCGGGUCGGGCCUUCCUUUCUUGGUUCAGAGGACUGUUGCCAGGCAGAUUAGUCUGAUGGAGUGUGUAGGCAAGGGCCGUUACGGCGAGGUGUGGCGAGGCCAGUGGCAAGGCGAGAACGUGGCUGUCAAGAUUUUCUCCUCCAGGGACGAAAGGUCCUGGUUCCGAGAGACCGAGAUUUACAACACUGUGCUCCUGAGACACGAAAACAUCCUGGGCUUCAUAGCGUCCGACAUGACGUCGCGCAACUCCAGCACGCAACUGUGGCUGAUCACGCACUACCACGAGAACGGCUCCCUGUACGACUAUCUUCAGCGCGUGGCGGUGGAGACGCGCGAAGGCCUGGCCAUGGCGGCGUCGGUGGCCAGCGGCCUGGUACACUUGCACACCGAGAUCUUCGGCGCUGAAGGCAAGCCGGCCAUCGCUCACCGUGACCUGAAAAGCAAGAACAUCCUGGUGACCAAGGAGCUACGCUGCUGCAUCGCAGAUUUGGGUCUGGCGGUGACACACUCGCAGGCCGACAACCUGCUGGACGCGGGCAACAACCCCAAAGUGGGCACCAAGCGCUACAUGGCUCCCGAGGUCUUGGACGAGAGCUUACACACAAAGUGCUUUGACGCCUUCAAGCGGGUGGACGUCUGGGCCUUCGGGCUGGUGCUGUGGGAGAUCGCCAGACGCUCGUACAGCAACGGUAUCGUGGAAGAAUACAAGCCUCCGUUCUACGAUCAGGUGCCGAGCGACCCGAGCUUCGAGGACAUGAGGAAGGUGGUGUGUGUGGAGCAGCAGAGGCCCUUCAUUCCCAAUCGCUGGUUCUCCGACCCGACGCUGUCGGCUUUGGUGAAGCUGAUGAAGGAAUGCUGGUACCAGAACCCGUCGGCCAGGCUGACAGCGCUGCGCAUCAAGAAGACCCUGGAUAAGAUUCACAGCUGCCUGGACAAGGUAAAAGACUCGUGAGAGACGGACGGGCGAGCUGGAACGGUUUUCCUUUUUAAUCCCGUGGCGGCCUUCUGCGGACUUUUGCUACCGAGCCACACGGAGGACCGUGGACUUCUUAAUCGAACUGAUGUCGUCUUUUCCGAUCCAUGGCUUCAAUGGGCGAGAGACAAAUCGACAAGCGGUUAGCGAGAUGCUAAACGCUACCACAAAGACUACUAUGGUAUUAUUCAAAAAGGCAAGCAUCACUGAAACGACUUUAUUAUGUCAGUCAAAUACACGAGUACAUAGGGGGAAAUGAAAUUAAUCCGUGAUUUACUGUUUGCAAUUGUCUUGGAUAAAAAUAAAAAAAAAACUUGUAGCACUGUUAUCUUUGGCAAUAAAACACCUAAUUCCGAACAGG
Molecule: messenger RNA, 2118 nt
Organism: Syngnathus acus (greater pipefish)
Lineage: Eukaryota; Metazoa; Chordata; Actinopteri; Syngnathiformes; Syngnathidae
Gene: acvr1l
Product: activin A receptor, type 1 like
Exons: 10
Coding region: 183-1736 (517 amino acids)
Biological process (GO): cellular response to growth factor stimulus; transforming growth factor beta receptor signaling pathway; heart development
Cellular component (GO): plasma membrane; BMP receptor complex
Molecular function (GO): ATP binding; SMAD binding; transforming growth factor beta receptor activity, type I
Source: RefSeq, a predicted model, not a curated record